AUGACGGCCAUGACAGCCCACUGUGACAGCCACUGUACCAGCCCACUGUACCAGCCCACUCCACUGUACCAGCCCACUGUGACAGCCCACUGUGAUAGAUCACUGUACCAGCCCACUGUGAAAGCCCACUGUGCCAGCCCACUGUGCCAGCCCCUCAACACCAGCCCACUGUGCCAGGCCACUGACAGUCCACCGUGCCAGGCCACUGACAGUCCACCGUGCCAGGCCACUGACAGUCCACCGUGCCAGACCACUGACAGUCCACCGUGCCAGGCCACUGACAGUCCACCGUACCAGACCACUGACAGUCCACCGUACCAGACCACUGACAGUCCACCGUACCAGACCACUGACAGUCCACCGUACCAGACCACUGACAGUCCACCGUACCAGACCACUGACAGUCCACCGUACCAGACCACUGACAGUCCACCGUACAGGUCCACCCCCACUGUGACAGCCCACUGUGCCAGCCCACUGUACCACUCACUGUGCCAGCCCACUGUACCAGCCCACUGUGCCCAGCCCACUGUGCCAGCCCACUGUGCCAGCCACUGUAUCAGCCCACUGUGCCAGCCACUGUGCCAGCCCACUGUAUCAGCCCUGUGCCAGCCCACUGUACCAGCCCACUGUGCCAACCCACUGUGCCAGCCCACUGUGACAGCCCACUGUGACCAGCCUGUAUCAGCCCACUGUGCCCAGCCCACUGUGCCAGCCCACUUUAAGUUGGAUCAGAGCAGCUGUAACAUCAGAGCAGCUGUAACAUCAGAGCAGCAGGAACAUCAGAGCAGCAGGAACAUCAGCAGGAAUAUCAGAGCAGCUGGAACAUCAGCAGGAACAUCAGCAGGAAUAUCAGCAGGAACAUCAGCAGGAAUAUCAGAGCAGCUGGAACAUCAGAGCAGCUGGAACAUCAGAGCAACUGGAACAUCAGAGCAGCAGGAACAUCAGAGCAGCAGGAACAUCAGAGCAGCUGGAACAUCAGAGCAGCAGGAACAUCAGAGCAGCUGGAACAUCAGCAGGAACAUCAGAGCAUCUAGAACAUCAGCAGGAAUAUCAGAGCAGCUGGAACAUCAGAGCAGCAGGAACAUCAGAGCAGCAGGAAUAUCAGAGCAGCUGGAUCAUCGGCAGGAAUAUCAGAGCAGCUGGAACAUCAGCAGGAAUAUCAGAGCAGCUGGAACAUCAGCAGGAAUAUCAGAGCAGCUGGAACAUCAGCAGAAUAUCAGAGCAGCUGGAACAUCAGCAGGAAUAUCAGGCAGCUGGAACAUCAGCAGAAUAUCAGAGCAGCUGGAACAUCAGCAGGAAUAUCAGAGCAGCUGGAACAUCAGCUGUAACAUCAGGCAGCAGGAACAUCAGGAGCAGCAGGAACAUCAGGCAGCUGGAACAUCAGAGCAACUGGAACAUCAGGCAGCUGGAACAUCAGAGCAGCUGGAACAUCAGAGCAGCUGGAACAUCAGGCAGCAGGAACAUCAGAGCAGCAGGAACAUCAGGACAGCAGGAACAUCAGAGCAGCUGGAACAUCAGAGCAGCAGGAACAUCAGAGCAGCUGGAACAUCGAGCAGCUGGAACAUCAGCAGGAAUAUCAGAGCAGCAGGAACAUCACAGCAGCAGGAACAUCAGCUGGAACAUCAGGCAGCAGGAAUAUCAGGCAGCAGGAACAUCACAGCAGCAGGAACAUCUGGCUGGAACAUCAGAGCAGUAGGAACAUCAGAGCAGCAGGAACAUCAGAGCAGCUGGAACGUCACAGCAGCAGGAACAUCAGAGCAGCAGGAACAUCAGCAGGAAUAUUAG
This is a messenger RNA of Oncorhynchus nerka (sockeye salmon), 1788 nucleotides long. RefSeq lists its product as uncharacterized. The transcript has 4 exons. The coding region runs from base 1 to 1788 and encodes 595 amino acids. The record is from RefSeq and is a predicted model, not a curated record. Lineage: Eukaryota; Metazoa; Chordata; Actinopteri; Salmoniformes; Salmonidae.